AUGAAUGUUUUUUUUGUCAGAGAUUGUGUCAACCCUGAUGACGCUGUGUAUAUCGACGGUCAGUGGUACUGCACGCUGGGUUCCUGCUACGCUGCUGCAUGCGGAGAGGUCACAGUACCAGAAAAUCUGUCAGAGCCUUGUUUUGACUGCGAGGAUGACGGGACAAACUGUAUAGAGUUUGGAGGAGUGACUGAUGAAACAUCGGCUCUAUCUCAAGCCGUCCAUUUCACCUUAUUCGUUGGGUCUCUCUCCUCGCAAUGUGGCGAAGGCCUAAUUGCAUAUGCUUCAGCAUGUUAUAUUGAUGAUAUAACUGACAGACCACUUGCGGGUUUUAUGAACAUCUGUCCUUUUGGUCUUAAUCUGGAUAGAGAACGCCUUUUAUCCACUGUCCAACACGAGAUAUUCCAUGCUCUGGGUUUCUCUCACAGCCUUUACGCCCUCUAUCGAGAUGAAGACGGCAACCCUUUGACACCAAGAGAAGCGAAUGGAUACCCACCUGUAGAUCCAGUAUCUGGUCUGUUUCUGUGGAGUAGUCGGGUGAUUCAGGAAUUGACGCUGGACUGGGACUACGUCGGUGGAACGACGCAACGUACCGUUCAGGCGCUCGUUACGCCAAACAUCGUGAGGGAAGCAAGAGCUCACUUUGGGUGUCCUACUCUCAUGGGUUUGGAGAUAGAAGAUGGCGGAGGAGCUGGUACGGCGCUCGCUCAUUUUGAGAAAAGGAUAAUGGCGACUGAGUCAAUGAACGGUUAUCUGACACCAACACGCGUCUUCUCUCGUAUGACCCUGGCUCUCAUGGAAGACACUGGAUGGUACAUACCCGACUAUGAAAUGGCUGAUAUCAUGAACUGGGGGAAGGAUCUCGGCUGUGACUUUGUCCAGAAGAGUUGCAAGAAUUGGAUCGACCAAAAAACGAAUGCAGGCCUCUCUAUUGCUCCAUGGUGCAACGUGCCUUUUGAGACUACCUGCCAUGCUGAAGGGGUUGAUGUGGCCUACUGUUCAUUUUACCAGUACUUCAACGGCGUCCCUACCAUCUACCAGGAUAUGAAUCAAAUGUACAAUGCACUUUUUGAGGCGCUGGUAACGUGA
This is a messenger RNA of Strongylocentrotus purpuratus (purple sea urchin), 1089 nucleotides long. RefSeq names its product leishmanolysin-like peptidase. NCBI's taxonomy places the organism in Eukaryota, Metazoa, Echinodermata, Echinoidea, Camarodonta, Strongylocentrotidae. The coding region runs from base 1 to 1089 and encodes 362 amino acids. The transcript is spliced from 9 exons. Gene Ontology annotation, molecular function: metalloendopeptidase activity. The record is from RefSeq and is a predicted model, not a curated record. Gene Ontology annotation, cellular component: cytoplasm; membrane. Gene Ontology annotation, biological process: proteolysis; cell adhesion.